AUGGACCCCCAGACUUUAACGAACCUCUUCUCAUGCACGUUUAGCCCGGAUCCAAAUGUCCAGAAGAGGGCUGAACUCGAGAUCCGCAAGCUCGGCGGGGAGGAGGGAAUGGUCACGACCGUUCUCCAAAUCAUCGGGAACGAUAACGUCGAUCUCCCCACCCGCCAGGCCGCUGCGGUCUACCUCAAAAAUCGCGUGUACUCGUCCUACUUUGUCGAUACGGUCGCGCGUCCCGACCAAGCCCCCAUCUCCCCCACCGACCGCAACAACCUCAAGAUGUCGAUCCUACCCCUCAUUGCCGCGUCGGCGUCGCGUGCGAUUACCGUGCAGCUUGCGGGUGCGCUGAAGAAUGUAGUGGCGCGCGAUUUCCCGGAGCAGUGGCCGAACCUAGUAGACGAUGUCAAGAAGCUCCUCGCGAGUGGCAACGUGAACGAGGUUCACGCGGGAUGCGUGACUAUCCUCGAGAUGGUGAGGGCCUUCAGGUUCCGCCAAAACAACGAUGUCUUGCCCAAGCUGGUCGAGGAGUUCUUCCCCACUCUCGUCGACAUCGCCUCCCGCGCACUUUCUAACGCUCCCGUCAGCACUAGCCAGGAGGCCCCCACUAUUAUUCACCUCAUCCUGAAGACUUACUCCACGAGCAUCAUCCUCCACCUAAGUGCCCACCAACAGAGCUCAGACAGCCUUGUGCCCUGGGGUCGUUUCCUCUUCCAGGUUGUGAACUUGCCGAUCCCGAAGGAGGCCGUACCCGAAGAUGAGGAGGAGCGGGAGCGCAGUGAGUGGUGGAAGGCGAAGAAGUGGGCGUACAAGAUCCUCGGCCGCCUCUUCCACCGCUUCGGAAACCCGUCGCAGCUGCCGAGCAGCCUGCAGAAGGACUACGGCCCUUUCGCGCAGCACUUUGUGACCAACUACGCCCCGGAGAUCUUCAAGAUUUACCUGCAGCAGAUCGAGCUGUUCGUGUCCGGCUCCGCGUGGCUGUCGAAGAAGUGCCAGUACAGGAUCUUCGCGUACUUCACGGAAUGCGUAAAGCCGAAGUCUACUUGGGGCCUACUCAAGCCGCAUUUCGAGAACUUGGUUUCCUCGUACGUGUUCCCUCAGCUCUCCUUCAACGCCACCAAGCAGGAGCAGUGGACCACGGAUCCUAUCGAGUUCGUCCGCACGACCGUCGACGAGUUUGAGGCGUUCGACAGCCCUGUUUCCGCCGCUACCUCGUUCCUGUUCUCCCUCGCCAGCAACAGGACGAAGACCACCUUCCUCCCCAUCCUCGGUUUCAUUAACCGUGUCCUCCAGUCCAAGCCCGCUGCUCCCCAGCGGUACGGUGCUCUCAACAUGACGGCCGCCCUCGGACCGUUCAUCAUGCGCCACCCCGAAGUUAAGGGUAACAUGGAGCAGUUCAUGAUCCAGAACGUCCUCCCGGAAUUCACCGCCACCGAGCCGUACAUGCGCGCUGUGGCGAGCGAGGUCUUGGGUACCGUCAUCAAGGCUGGCUUCAAGUUCUCGAACGAGCAGCACUUGCAUCAGCACUUCACCGCUGUCGCUGCUGCGAUCGACAACCCGGAGCUGCCCGUCCGCGUACACGCCUGCUUGGCUCUCACUGAGAUGGUCACUGACUCGCCGACUGUCAAGACCGCUGUCGCUCCUCAGGUCGGCAAGGUCAUUCAGACCCUUCUCAAGCUGUCGGAAGAGACCGACCUCGACAUUCUCAACCACUGCAUGGAGAGCAUGGUCGACACCUACCAGACCGAGCUACUCCCCGUCGCCGCUGAGCUCACUGCCCGUCUGUGCGAGACCUACGCACGCCUUGCGAAGGAGAGUCAGACCGCCGACGAGACUGAGGGCAUCGACCUUGACUCCAUCAUGGAGGGCGACGCGAACGAGGACAAGACGUUCGCCGCCAUGGGUGUUGCGAAGACGAUCAGCACGGUCGUGAACGCCGUUGACUCCUCCCCCGAGAUCCUUGCGCAGAUCCAGGAGAUCAUCAUCCCCAUCGUCGUGCUGACGCUCGAGAACAAGCUGCUCGACCUGCUCGACAACAUGUACGACCUCGUGGACGCGCUCACGUACAAGCUCCGCAGCAUCUCGCCCAACAUGUGGCCGGUGUUCGAGCUCACGUACAAGCUCUUCAAGGCUGACGCUGUCGAUUUCCUCGAUGAGAUGCUGCCCUCGCUCGACAACUUCGUGUCGUUCGGCACGGAGAUGUUCAAGGCUCGCGCCGACUACAGGCAGAUGGUGCUCGACAUCUACCAGACCUCCAUCACUAGCGACCACCUCGGCGAGAACGACGCCGUCAACGGCUGCAAGCUCGCCGAAUCGAUCCUGCUCAACCUCCGUGGCUGCGCUGACGACGCUCUUCAACCGAUUGUGGCCACCGCCUACUCCAUCGUGAACAAGACGAACACGAAGGCGCUCCAGGUCGCGAACAACAACGUCCUCGUCAACGCGAUCCUGUACAACCCCGCCGCGACGCUGCAGUUCCUCGAGCAGGUCGGGCCCGGCUCCGCGCGCACGUUCUUCGAUGAGUGGUUCGCGGCUAUUGCUGCGCCGUCGCGCCUUCCGCGCGUGCACGACAAGAAGCUGAGCAUCAUGGCUCUCUGCGCGCUCAUGGAGAUGGACCCCGCGGGCGUGCCCGCGUCGAUCCAGGACGGGUUCCACAACAUUGUUGCGGGCGCGUUGCAGCUCUUCCAGGAAUACCCCAAGGCCGUGCAAGCACGCAAGGAGCUCGAGGAGGCGUUCCAGAACGACUCCGAUGAUGAAGGCGAGGAGGACGACUCCAAGUACCUCAACAUGAACGAGGAGGAUGAUGACGUCUGGGAUGAGGACUCCGCGUACGUCGAGAUGCUCGCGAACGAGGGCCAGCGCCUCCGCGAGAAGUCAGCCAAGGCUGAGACUGGAGAGGACUUCUCUGACGACGAGGAAGAGGACGAUAUCGACGAGGAGCUCGGCUACAUCAGCCCUCUCGAUAACGCUGACCCCUACGUCUCCUUCAAGCAGGCGUUGACCAGCUUCCAGAUGAAGAACUCCCAGGGCUACCAGCUGGCGACGACCUCGCUCUCUCCCGACCUGCAGACGUUCCUCAUGGAGGUGAUGCGCCUCGCUGAGGAGCACGCCGCGCAACCCGCCGCGUCGUAGACGUAGACGUGCCCCAUCUCUCCCUCCUCUGCUCGCAUUGACGCUGAUCUCAUCGCUCUCGCUCUCGAUAUCAUACAUCUUACCAGAGUGUUUCUAAUCUCUCGCACGCAUGGGGCCGCACGGAAUGACAGAACGAACCACAUGAAUAUCGCAUUGCUAUACUUCAGAGUAGUAGCAGUAGUUGUACAGGCGAGUGCUACAGAAUGACGAUGAUGACCGCUACGACGUGUACCAUACAAAGGCC
Messenger RNA from Trametes versicolor FP-101664 SS1, 3370 nucleotides. RefSeq names its product ARM repeat-containing protein. The transcript is spliced from 17 exons. Lineage: Eukaryota; Fungi; Basidiomycota; Agaricomycetes; Polyporales; Polyporaceae. The record is from RefSeq and is a predicted model, not a curated record. Bases 1 to 3126 code for a protein of 1041 amino acids. Gene Ontology annotation, cellular component: cytosol; nuclear envelope. Gene Ontology annotation, biological process: protein import into nucleus. Gene Ontology annotation, molecular function: small GTPase binding.